Messenger RNA from Microthlaspi erraticum, 717 nucleotides. Lineage: Eukaryota; Viridiplantae; Streptophyta; Magnoliopsida; Brassicales; Brassicaceae. The record is from the annotation of a GenBank genome assembly.
AUGUUCCAUGGAUUGCCAAGUGAAGACCCCAUUGACCACCUUGAUGAGUUUGAUAGGCUUUGUGAUUUGACAAAGAUCAAUGGUGUCUCUGAAGAUGCCAUCAAGCUGAGACUCUUUCCUAUGUCUCUAGCUGACAAAGCUCACCAAUGGGAGAAGAGCUUGCCCCAUGGCACAAUCACCACUUGGGAUGAAUGCAAGAAGGCCUUUCUUGCUAAGUUUUUCUCCACCGGUCGCACAGCCAAGCUUAGAGGAGAGAUAUCCAGCUUCAUCCAGCGAAACAAUGAGACAUUCGCAGAGGCUUGGGAGAGGUUCAAAGGCUACACAAGUCAGUGCCCACACCAUGGAUUCAACAAUGAAUCACUACUCUCCACUCUUUAUAGAGGAUGCUUGCCUAGGUAUAGGGAGAUGCUAGACACAGCUAGCAAUGGGAACUUCCUCAACCAGGAUGUAGAUGAUGGCUGGCAACUUGUGGAGAACAUGGCCAUAUCAACAGAAUGCUAUGGAGAGCACUAUGAAAGUACAGACUGGAGCUCGACCGCGCACUCGAUCGAGCUGGACGCUCAGAUGAGAAAAGACAUGCUUGCACUCAACUCGAAGUUGGACAAACUGAUCCUAGCCCAAUUCCCUGCCAAGCAUGUCAACUAUGUCUCAGAACAAACCUUAGUCAAGGACCAGGAAGGGGAGGACAACACAAGAAGUUUGCUACAUUCAAAAUAG